AUGCGCGCUGCACGCGACGCCCCGCUGCUCCCGCUGCUGCUCCUGCUGAAGCCGCGGCUCCAGGUCACGGGCCUCGCGGAGCCGCCGCCCGCCGUGGUCCUUGCCAUCCUGGCCCGCAAUGCCGGGCACUCGCUACCCCACUACCUGGGCGCGCUGGAGCGGCUGGACUACCCCCGGGCCCGGCUGACCCUCUGGUGUGCCACGGACCACAACGUGGACAACACCACGGAGAUGCUGCAGGAGUGGCUGGCCGCUGUGGGCAAUGACUAUGCAGCCGUGGUCUGGAGGCCUGAGGGGGAGCCCAGGCCCUACCCAGACGAAGAGGGUCCCAAGCACUGGACCAAAGAAAGGCACCAGUUUCUGAUGGAGCUGAAGCAGGAAGCCCUGACCUUUGCCAGGGACUCGAGGGCAGACUAUAUCCUGUUUGCAGAUACAGACAACAUUCUGACCAACAACCAGACGCUGCGGCUUCUGAUUGAGCAGGGGCUGGCCGUGGUGGCCCCAAUGCUGGACUCGCAGACCUACUACUCCAAUUUCUGGUGCGGGAUUACGCCGCAGGGCUACUACCGCCGCACAGCUGAGUACUUCCCCACAAAGAACCGCCAGCGCCGGGGCUGCUUCCGGGUCCCCAUGGUCCACUCCACCUUCCUGGUAUCCCUGCUGGCGGAGGGGGCAGCCCAGCUCGCCUUCUACCCCCCUCACCCCAACUACACCUGGCCCUUUGACGACAUCAUCGUCUUCGCCUACUCCUGCCAGGCUGCGGGAGUCUCGGUCCACGUGUGCAACGAGCACCGCUAUGGGUACAUGAACGUCCCUGUGAAAUCCCACCAGGAGCUGGAGGACGAGAGGGUCAACUUCGUCCACCUGAUCCUGGAAGCACUCGUGGACGGGCCCCCUAUGUGGGCCUCGGCUCAUGUGUCCCGGCCCCCAAAGAAUCCCACCAGGAUGGGAUUUGAUGAGGUCUUUGUCAUCAGCCUGGCCCGCAGGCCUGACAGGCGUGAGCGCAUGCUGAGCUCGCUCUGGGAAAUGGAGAUCUCUGGGCGGGUGGUGGACGCUGUGGAUGGCCGGACCCUCAACAGCAGUGUCAUGAGGAGCCUCGGUGUGGACCUGCUCCCCGGCUACCAGGACCCCUACUCCGGCCGCACGCUGACCAAGGGCGAGGUGGGCUGCUUCCUGAGCCACUACGCCAUCUGGGAGGAGGUGGUUGCCAGGGGCCUGGCCCGGGUCGUGGUGUUCGAGGAUGACGUGCGCUUUGAGAGCAACUUCAAGGGGCGUUUGGAGAGGCUGAUGAAGGAGGUGGAGGCAGAGAAACUUCCCUGGGACCUGAUCUACCUCGGCCGGAAGCAGGUGAACCCUGAGGAGGAGGUGGCCGUGGAGGGGCUGCCGCGCCUGGUGGUGGCCGGGUACUCCUACUGGACGCUGGCGUAUGUCCUGAGCCUGGCCGGCGCCCGCAAGCUGCUGGCCUCCCAGCCGCUGCGCCGGAUGCUGCCCGUGGACGAGUUCUUGCCCAUCAUGUUUGAUCAGCACCCCAAUGAGCAGUACAAGGCACACUUCUGGCCUCGGGACCUGCAGGCCUUCUCCGCCCGACCCCUGCUCGCGGAGCCCACCCACUACGCGGGGGAUGCGGAGUGGCUCAGCGACACGGAGACCUCCUCACUCUGGGACGACGACAGCGGCCGCCUCAUCAGCUGGAGCGGCUCUCACAAGACCCUUCGUGACCCCCGCCUGGACCUGGCUGGCAGCAGUGGGCACAGCCUCCAUCCCCACCCCAGGGACGAGCUCUAGGUCCCGGGGUGACUCCAGGGGGUGCCCAGGAGAGGCCAGAGCUGUCCAGGGAGCAGAGUUGGAGAUUGCUGGCAGGAGCCGCCACCGGGAACCACAGACCCAGUGGAAACCAGCAGCCAUGGCCACUCUGCCCUCUGGCCCCAUCUGACAUGGGAGAAAUCAGAGAUGCCCUUGCCCGAGGUCACAGCGUGGAGGGCAGGGCUCACAGGCCCUCUCACCCCACCUGCCUGCCUCACGGCCGGCCUGGGGUGGAGGGACGUAGGGAGGCUCAAGCUGGGCAGACGCAGGGGCCCUGCCCUCCCUGAGGACCCAGCUGCUGGGGCCCCUCCUUCUACCUCCACCUCAGCUACCCCCACCCCCCAGCUCAAAGCCUGGGUCCCUAGCCAGUGGGAAGUGCAAGGUGGUGGGAGGAGGACCCAGCGACCAGUAGGCCCUCAAUAAAACUCAGCUGGUGUUUGCACUUGACAUUUUUU
Myotis lucifugus (little brown bat) is the source of this 2258-nucleotide messenger RNA. It is a transcript of the gene CERCAM, whose product is annotated as cerebral endothelial cell adhesion molecule. The record is from RefSeq and is a predicted model, not a curated record. The transcript is spliced from 13 exons. The coding region runs from base 1 to 1785 and encodes 594 amino acids. Lineage: Eukaryota; Metazoa; Chordata; Mammalia; Chiroptera; Vespertilionidae.